CGAUCGUAGUAUCGGAGUCAAGAAAGUUAAUUUAUUUGAAUUGCUAUAGUAAAUAUUCAUUAUUCUACGCUAAAACAUGUCUUAUCAGUUGUAUCGUAAUACCACACUUGGAAAUACACUGCAGGAAACAUUGGACGAGCUGAUUCAGUAUGGUCAAAUUACCCCGGCAUUGGCAGUCCGAGUGUUGGUUCAGUUCGACAAAUCCAUCAAUGCAGCCCUAUCGAACCGAGUCAAAUCCAGGGUAACGUUCAAGGCAGCGAAGUUGAACACCUACCGCUUCUGCGAUAACGUGUGGACGCUGAUGCUGAAUGAUGUCGAAUUUCGGGAGGUGCAUGAAUUCGCCAAAGUGGACAAAGUCAAAAUUGUGGCGUGUGAUGGAAAGAAUGCUAACGUAAAUGACGAUAUUGGCCGAACAGAUCGAUAGGUUCAAAAGUCCCAACCUGCAGUGCUUCUGCUUUUUAUUUCUGUUUUAUAUGACACCCAUCUCACCCAUGGGUUUUCCUGUAGUUUAUAACCAACCAUAUGGACAAAGAAGCUGUAAUUCCCAAUAAAU
Molecule: messenger RNA, 553 nt
Organism: Ochlerotatus camptorhynchus
Lineage: Eukaryota; Metazoa; Arthropoda; Insecta; Diptera; Culicidae
Product: transcription initiation factor IIA subunit 2-like
Exons: 3
Coding region: 77-424 (115 amino acids)
Biological process (GO): transcription initiation at RNA polymerase II promoter; RNA polymerase II preinitiation complex assembly
Cellular component (GO): transcription factor TFIIA complex
Molecular function (GO): RNA polymerase II general transcription initiation factor activity; TBP-class protein binding
Source: RefSeq, a predicted model, not a curated record